CGAUAUCACAUUGUAUUUGUAUUGUACAGUUAUUUUUAAUGUAAUAAUCAAACCAAUGCAAUUAUUUAUUAAAUUGUGGUGUAAGACAUUUUACUGAAUUAAAAAAUGCAAAAUGUCGUUGUCAGAUGGAAUACGAAAGUCAAUCGACAUGGAUAAUUCACAAAAUUCGGAAUCUCAUAAAGCGGGAGAGAAUGGCGAAAAGAGUAAAAACAAAAGCGCGGGAGACCCACAACAAAGCACCUGUUACUGUGGCAAAGAAAGGAAUUUGAAUAUAGUGGAGCUGUUAUGUGCAUCCUGUAACAGAUGGUUCCAUGAGUCCUGCAUUGGAUAUCAGUUAGGGAAGCUUGUUCCAUUCAUGACAAACUACCUUUUCAUCUGCAAGAACUGUUCACCAACAGGAUUGGAGACUUUUAAGAAGAAUCAGGCCCCGUUCCCGCAGAUGUGCCUUACUGCAAUAGCAAAUCUGAAACAGGAAAAUUCUAAGGAUGGCAAUAAUAAAAUGCUGUUUAGCAAGGAUAGGGAGAUAAUUCCGUAUAUUGAUCAGUACUGGGAGGCAAUGACAACAAUGCCACGAAGAGUGACUCAAUCUUGGUACGCGACAGUACAACGAGCUCUGAUCAAGGACAUCCAGAUCCUGUUUACUUACGAAGAAGAUCCAGUACUGGGGCAAAUGUUUGGCUUGUACAAUACAGAGUUAACUGCGAUAAAGCCUAAUUAUGAGGCGAUGAUCAAACAGGGACAGCUGAAAGUCACCGAUAUGGGUAUUGCUACAGUACCACUUGCCGGUAACGUGAAGGGUCGCCAAGGGAAGCGGCGGCCCGCUGUGGGGGGCUUGGAGACGGGCGCCCCUGUUGGGAAGAAGGGCCGCGCGAGUGACCUCAGCGCCCUUAAACUGCCCAGCCACGGCUACCCUACAGAACAUCCCUUUAAUAAGGAUGGCUACCGGUACAUCCUUGCUGAACCCGACCCGCAAGCGCCGUUUAGACAGGAGUUCGACGAGAACAACGAGUGGAGCGGCAAGCCGAUCCCGGGGUGGCUGUACCGCGCGCUGUGCCCGGGCGCCGUGCUGCUGGCGCUGCACGACCGCGCGCCGCAGCUGCGCCUGGCCGAGGACCGCCUCGCGGUCACCGGCGACAAGGGAUACUGCAUGGUGCGAGCCACGCAUGGCGUGUCGCGCGGCGCGUGGUACUGGGAGGCGGUGGUGGAGGAGCUGCCGGAGGGCGCGGCGGCGCGGCUGGGCUGGGGGCGGCGCUACGCCAACCUGCAGGCGCCGCUCGGCUACGACAAGUUCGGCUACUCGUGGCGCAGCCGCAAGGGCACCAGGUUCCACGAGUCGCGCGGCAAGCACUACAGCGCGGGGUACGGGGAGGGCGACACGCUGGGCUUCCUCGUGCUGCUGCCGCCCUGCGCCGCCGUCACACACACGCCCAACACAUACAAGGACAGGCCGUUAGUGAAAUUCAAGAGUCACUUGUACUACGAAGACAAAGAUAACAUACAGGAGUCGUUAAACAACUUGAAACCGUUGUCGGGUAGUCGCAUAUUAUUCUUCAAGAACGGCGAGUGUCAAGGCGAGGCGUUCACCGACAUCUACCAAGGCUGCUACUACCCUACAGUCUCCUUGCACAAAAACAUCACUGUCAGCGUCAACUUUGGACCAAACUUCAAGUUUCCACCCGCCACUGAUUGCAAUUAUAGACCGAUGUCUGAAAAAGCAGAGGAAGCGAUAUGCGAGCAAACAAUGGCUGAUUUACUGUAUUUGACUGAGAACGAGGGCAAACUGCGCCUCGACAACUUCAACCUUUGAUACUAAGCACACCGCGCGACGGUGUGACUGCGGCUGUAUGCUGUGUUGGGACUGGACCCUGCCAAUGAAUCACUGAUAUGUUGAACUGUGACCAGUUACAAUGAAUCACUGUUAUGUUGAACUGUGAUCAGUCACAAUGAAUCACUGAUAUGUUGAUCUGUGACCAAUCUCUGUAAAUCAUUGAUAUAUUGCACUGUGACCAGUCAUAAUCAAUUAUUAAUAUUAAACUGUGCCUAAUUAUGAUGAAUCACUGAUAUGCUGAAAUGUGACCAAUGGCAAUUAAUCAAUGAUGUAUUGACAACAAUUAUCAUCAACCUAAUUUUACAAUAACAAUAAGCCAUGUUAACAAAUCGGUGAACAGUUGAUGUAUUAAUCAGUGAUUUGUUGAAUUAGGAUCCAUGGCAUCAGUGGUGUGUUGAACUAUGACUGGUCACUGUGAAUCAGUGAUCUGUUGAACUGUGACCGGUGGCAAUGGAUCAGUGAUGUGUUAUGAGAUCAGAGGAUAAAAAAAUAUUAUAAAUCGGUAAAUUGCAUAUAAAGGUAGCUUUGCUAUAAAUUGUUGGAUUCCUAAAUGUGGCAAACAUAAUAUAAAUUCAAAAUUGUUUUCUUUUCGGGUCCAUAUAUUGCCUAAAUAAGCUUGGCUAUUAUUGCUGAUGCAAAAAAUUACAAUGCAAUGUUUGUAAGAUUAUGAAUAUAAAAUGCAAUUAUGAAGAUAAUCUAGGUCUGGUUAUCUUAAAUAUUUAAUUUAUAAGAAAAAAUGAAAAAUACAUCAAUUUUAAAAUGUAUGUGGAGAUAACUAAAUGGGAUAAUUUUAAACGGGAAUAAAUGUAAAACCCGCUCCAUAAUGUACAGUUAAAACUGUAUGGUUAAAAAUUUACUUGCAGUCAGAUUUAACUGAUUUAUAUAAUGUUCGUAAGAUACGGGUUUCUUACCACGAUUGAAUUGUUUUAGCUCCCGAUAUUUCGGCACAGUUGCAUGCGCCAUGUUCACGGGCUGACUGAAGUGAUGCGGUAGUGUGAAAAAAAAAAGGUUUCACGAAGCCAUAUCGGUCUACUUUUCUCCUGAUACGGCGACCACUACUAUUAUUGUCCUUGUAUUCACUAAAGUCCACACUAGCUGUUUUCUGUCGACAAACUACACUCACGGUGUCCACAUUUGUGCGCUUACUUGAACUUGGCCGCUUUCCAGUUUUGUUGUAAUACUGGAUUACUGGAUUCCAGGCACUUGACAAUUUAAACCCAUCUUCGCGAUUGAAAUUUUGGUACUUUGUAAUUUCAAUUGCUUCUCUAACUAAUCUCGGUGUGUAGUGGCGUUCUGUCGAAAGUACCUGGGGACUAUGAAGUUCGAUCCAGUGAUUGGUGGAGGGAUCCAGAAUCCAGUAUCUUACGAACAUUAUAUUUGUAGAAACCACGACAGUUUAAAGUUAUAUAUUAACCGAUUUAGUUAAAAAUAAAUACUUUAUUUUUUACUGAAUAAAAAGUGUUGUAAGAUUGGCUCAUCAUUUAGGUGUUUGAAUCUCAAGAAAAACAUUUGAAAAAUUCACACAAGAAGGCGUUUUCCAUUAAAUAUAUAAGAUACUAAUUUGUAUUAUAAAAUUGUAUUACCUCUAAGACAUUCUAUUGAAUACUGCAAAAUCGUGUAUGGAAUGUAGUGGAAAUAAAUUUUAAGAAUUA
This is a messenger RNA of Papilio polytes (common Mormon), 3480 nucleotides long. RefSeq names its product set1/Ash2 histone methyltransferase complex subunit ASH2 (gene ash2). Gene Ontology annotation, cellular component: Set1C/COMPASS complex. The transcript is spliced from 10 exons. Lineage: Eukaryota; Metazoa; Arthropoda; Insecta; Lepidoptera; Papilionidae. The record is from RefSeq and is a predicted model, not a curated record. Gene Ontology annotation, molecular function: protein binding; transcription cis-regulatory region binding. Bases 113 to 1807 code for a protein of 564 amino acids.